UCUCUCUCUCUCUCUCUCUCUCUCUCUCUUUCUCCUUACAAAAAAGAUUCGUUUCAUUCUCAAGGCCUGGAAUAUUGUUUCCUGUAAAGUGUGUUUAUUUGAGUUGACAGUGUUGGCAAGAGAAUCUUCCUCAGCACGGCUUCCAUAUUUCUGGACAACCUUUGAAGAAGACUGAAAGACAGAUAUUGCCUACGCUAAAUCAUACCCUCUUUUGACAAGACAAGAUUUUUUAGAUCUGUUUGGCGGUUGAAACUUUUCCAUCAAGAUUCUAUCGACAGCAAGUGUGGUUUUUGGGAGAAAGAAGCAGAAGCAGAAGCAGCUAUCCAUCAUGGGAGAUGAUGAUGCUAUGACAUCUUCUGGUACCAUGAUGGAAGCUCCACCUGAUGGAACAACCUCAAUGGAUUUUGAUUACAUGGGUGAACUUUUCUUAGAUGGUUGCUGGGUGGAAACCUUUGCUGAUGGAUCUGAUAUGUUGAUGCAAAGUCCUUCUUUUUCAAGCCCUCUCUUUGACUCUUCAUUCUCUUGGCCUCCCUUGGAGACCAACGAGCCACCCCACAAUGGUGAAUCUCAGGAAGAAGCUUCUUUUGGCAACCAACCAGUUUGUCAGAACAUAAUUGAUGUUGCUGGUAGUUGUAAUCAGGAGUAUCGGUCUGAAAUUCAUUCAGUUGAAAGUGCUUCUGAAGUGGUCAGAAGGUGGUGGAUUGCACCCACACAUAGUCCAAGACAUGGAUCUUCUGUAAUGGAGAAGCUAAUAAGGGCCCUCAAGGGGAUAAAAGAUUUCAAUAGGAACAAAGAUAUGCUUAUACAAAUAUGGGUUCCAGAUAAUAAUAGAUGGGGUGAACAGAUUCUGAUAGCUAAUGAACUUCUCUUCUCGCUUGAAAGCAGGUCUGCUAAUCUUGCAAAGUACCGAGAAAUCUCUGUGAGAUAUCAGUUUUCAGCAGAGGAGGACUCGAAGAGGUUGGUGCCGGGAUUGCCUGGACGAGUUUUUAGGGGUAAGGUUCCUGAGUGGACUCCUGAUGUUCGAUUCUUUAGGAGUGAUGAGUACGCACGAGUUGACCAUGCUCAAGAGUAUGAUGUGCGUGGAACAUUGGCACUUCCAAUCUUUGAACAAGGUAGCAGGACUUGCUUGGGUGUUGUUGAGGUUGUGAUGACUACCCAGCAGAUCAACUAUGGCCCUGAACUUGAGAGUGUUUGCAAAGCACUUGAGGCUGUUGAUCUUAGAAGCUCGAUACAUUCAAGUUUUCAGAAUGUGAAGCAGGCAUGCAACAAGUCCUAUGAAGCUGCACUACCCGAGAUUCAAAAGGCGUUGAGAUCUGCAUGUGAAAUGCACAAGUUACCUUUAGCUCAAACAUGGGUCUCAUGCAUCCUACAAGCAAAAGGGGGGUGUAGGCACUCUGAAGAUAAUUAUUUACACUGUAUAUCUCCUGUGGAGCAUGCUUGUUAUGUUGGUGAUCCCUCUAUCAGGUUUUUUCAUGAGGCUUGCACCGAGCAUCACUUGUUAAAAGGUCAAGGUGUUGCUGGGGGAGCUUUUAUGACAAAUCAACCACGCUUCUCAACUGACAUAACUUCCUUAAGCAAGAUAGACUAUCCACUGUCUCAUCAUGCAAGGUUGUUUGGAUUGCGGGCUGCGGCUGCCGUACGCCUCCGAAGCAUCUAUAGUAGUACAGAUGACUUUGUUCUAGAGUUCUUCUUGCCUGUAAAUUGCAAUGACAGUGAAGAACAGAAAAAGAUGCUUACUUCAUUGUCCAAGAUUAUACAAGGAGUCUGCCAUAGCUUGCGGGUUAUAACAGAUAAGGAAUUAGAGGAGGAAACUAACUUACCAGUUGAUAAAGUGAUAGCCCUUCCAGACAAUGGCUUUGCUAGGACUGAAAUUUGGUCGGAACUCCAACACAGAGUGAUGGUUUCCUCAUUGGAUACUGAAGAAAAAUCAAGUGAAACAAUGGGUACAAAAUUCUCUGACCUGAGACAGCAACAAGAAAAUCCUAUUUUAAAAGGAAACCUUGACUGUGUUAGGGAAUGUUCUACUUUUGUUGAGGGUAACUUAUCAAGUGUGGGAAUAAGUAAAACGGAAGAGAAAAGAAGGGCCAAAGCAGAGAAAACUAUCACUUUGCAAGUUCUUAGGCAACAUUUUGCUGGAAGCCUAAAAGAUGCUGCGAAGAAUAUUGGUGUUUGUACCACAACUUUGAAAAGGAUCUGCCGGCAACAUGGGAUAAAGCGUUGGCCUUCUAGAAAGAUAAAAAAGGUUGGUCACUCCUUACAGAAACUUCAACUUGUCAUUGACUCAGUUCAAGGCACCUCUGGUUCAUUUCAAAUCGAUUCCUUCUAUUCAAAAUUCCCGGAUCUGGUAGCUUCUCCAAGUUUAUCAGGAACCAACCCAUUCUCAACUUUGAAUCAUAGUGAUAAUAAUAUGAACUCAUUAAGCACACAGCCAGAUCCUAGCUCGUUGAGCCCAGAAGGUGGUGCUUCAAAAUCACCCUCUUCUUCGUGCAGUCAACAUUCCAUUUCAAGCCAUUCCUGUUCCAUCAUGUCAGAGCAACAGCAUCACACAAGUAAUGCUGCUGGUAACACAGAUCCCAUGGUUGGUGAAGAUUCUACUGUUGGGGUGUUGAAGAGGAUCAGAAGUGAAGCAGAGCUUAAAAGCCUGAAUCAAGAUAGAGAAAAGCUCUUGCCAAGAUCCCAAAGCCAGGAAACACUUGGUGAACAUGCUAAAGCUGAGUAUCACCGACCCUUAUUAAAAACUCAAAAGGAGGAUGCUCAGAGAGUAAAAGUUACAUAUGGAGAUGAGAAAACCCGGUUUAGAAUGCCAAAGAAUUGGGGUUACGAGGAUCUUUUGCAGGAAAUUGCUAAGAGAUUUAACGUUAGUGACAUGAGCAAAUUCGAUAUCAAAUAUUUGGACGAUGACUCUGAGUGGGUAUUACUAACCUGUGAUGCUGAUUUAGAGGAGUGCAUUGAUGUUUGUCAAUCUUCUGAGACUAGUACAAUCAAACUUUGUCUACAAGCUUCUAGUCAUUGUAUCAGAAGUUCUUUAAAAUUUAGAUAGCAGUUGCCUUUUCUGAUUGUAAAUUAUAAGUUCCUUUGUCAUGUAUG
Gastrolobium bilobum is the source of this 3087-nucleotide messenger RNA. Its product is annotated as protein NLP4-like. The record is from RefSeq and is a predicted model, not a curated record. Lineage: Eukaryota; Viridiplantae; Streptophyta; Magnoliopsida; Fabales; Fabaceae. Gene Ontology annotation, molecular function: DNA-binding transcription factor activity; protein binding. Bases 329 to 3040 code for a protein of 903 amino acids. The transcript has 5 exons.